Molecule: messenger RNA, 870 nt
Organism: Psilocybe cubensis
Lineage: Eukaryota; Fungi; Basidiomycota; Agaricomycetes; Agaricales; Agrocybaceae
Exons: 2
Coding region: 1-870 (289 amino acids)
Source: RefSeq, a predicted model, not a curated record
AUGCUAUUGCAAGAGGACACGACUCAAUCCAGCUCUCCAAGGCCAUCAUCACCGGCGAUGUCAUCUAAAUUUCAGCGCAAGGCAAAGUUUCGCAGGGCGUCUUUGAGCCAGUCUCAAUCCGACACAGAGUUUAUACCUGGAAUAUCCAAAUCUCCAAGUAGCGUCAGCGCUGGUGGAAAAGAGGCAGCUGGUUCCCCACAAGCCACUCAGGCGCCUGUAGCGGAAAAUGGGGCAGCGACGGACCCGAUCGAAUCGAAUAGAGCCGAUUUCGGGGACAAAGAUGUGUCACCAGUAGAAAAACCCAUCUCUAAACCUAAGGAAGUUGAAACGUCAGUUUCAGAAAAUGCGAUGGACGAAGAUCAAGAGUCGGACUCAAAAGCAAGUGGUUCCAAAUCUCCAUCUUUUUCCUCCGAAAUGGUGGCCAAUGCGCUUGUACCGUCACCAGACCCCCCACACUCUACGGUUUUGCCUGAGGAAUCAUCCAAACAGGAGGAUGCAGGCGGUCAUAUACAAGAAUCUCCAGAGGCACAUGGCUCACCCCCACCACCAGACAUAUCUCCUGGCGCGGAUCGAAUGAGACCUUUUUCUCCAGAGGAGCUCUCCCAGGCUAAAUUACUUGUGCUGGACCUUCUAGGCUGGGGUGUCGAGCCAGAGUUUCUGGUCACUAGCGGCGUUUCUGCGGAGGCUCUCUAUAGGAUAUUUACUGAUCUGAACCUCCGCUUGCCGCAUAAUCUGGAAGUUUCUGAAGAUGUCAAGGCUGUAGCUUACUCCUGGGGGCCUGUACCAGGUGUGGAUCAUGACUCGGACAUGGACUCAGACAUAGGGGCAACACAGUCGCCGCCUUUUGCCCAAUCUCAAGCUGUAGAGUGA